CACCCCCACUCCCCUCCUCGGUCGUCAACAACACACACCAACACAGCCUCACGUAUCCUGCUCAGCUCUGUACCUCCACAUGACCUCGCCCAGUCAAACCCUGAUGUGUCCCUGAUGGACAGUGUGCAGGCAGGCUGUUGUGUGCUAAGUGCAGCAAGGUAAGAACUCCGGCCUUUUCAAUUUUUGUAGAAGACAGCUUCUUCAUCCACUUUAAAGAUAUUUGUGACGCUUGAUGAUUGUGGGGACUUGUUUUAACACAUUUUCCAGACUUACUGUGUACGUACCAACCAACCUUUUGAUUCCUAUAUUGUCAGGUCCUCUCCUGAAAUCAAAGUGGAUUACAUGGAAAUUUUUUGACUCACAUAAUCGACUGGGAGCAAAGAAUCCGGGUAAGUAGAUACGCCACUGACUAUGGUUCAAAAUCGAAAUUUAAUACGACAAUAAUCGUCUCUUGCUGGAAAACCCUCACUACUAAGGCGCAUGAUCCACACCUUUAAACAAGCUAAAGGCUGUUUGCUCUAAUAUAUCUAUUCCAAACAUGAUUAUUUUCAUUUUCAUGGAGCGUACGGUGUUAAACUUAAACAUGUAAAAGCCUCUCAUGAUCUGUGUUCUUACAGUCCGGUGUUAAAAACCUCAUGUAACAACGACAAAAGGAAAUUUCUGCCCUAACUGAACAAGUAAAUGAGAUGUGGUUGAACUUGACCGCAUGUAAAGGCCUCCGACCACAACAGGUAUACACUGUGGAGUGAACAAGGGACAGUUAAUAAAUACAGGGUAAACAACCAACAGGAUGUUUGACCUCAAAAACCAAAUCCAAAGUUAUUCCAACAGGCCUGGGGGAUAAAAUGAAAAGCUGCUGAUAAAAAGGUCAUAAAAACUUUUGAAUAACAGGCUGUACAAGAGUAGAAAUACCCCUUGAGGUAAAUUCACAGCCAGCUAUAAAGAAAGAAAUAGGAUUAUAGCUAAAAAUAGGGUUCGGUGCAUCUCAUUUGGUAAAGCCUCAUUUGUUGCAUUCUAUAGCAUCCUAGAUGCAUUUAUAGCAGGAUUGAUUACUGGAUCCCUGCAGAAUUUAGUGCAUGUCACCCCCAUACAGACAUGCACAGUUUUUAAUGUGUAAUAUGAAGUGUAAUCAGAAGUUAUGUUUCGGUUUGUGGUCGAACAGUGAGUAAAACCACAGACAGACAGACCGCGCCAGACAGAUUUAACCCUCAGAUUAUCAUAACAUAGUAACUUCACGUGGCUGUUGGCACCAGCUACAUUUACAAGCGAGGCUCAUUUGCAUAGAAAGAUGCACAUUUUGCUCCACAUGAAGGAAUAACCCAUAAUUUAAAUAUGCAAAGAACACAUGCAGUCUUCUCUGUGAGGAAGUUUGUGGAGCAAUAAACACUUUGUGCUUUGUGAAUUACUUGAUAUCUUAUUCGCUUGUUUGCACAUGUUGAGUAUGCAAUCCUUUUAUGAAUCAGCCCCUUAUAUAGAGCAAAUUAGAUGGGCUAGUACCAGAAUAACCAAACAAGUAAAAGCUCUAAUGUAAGAUACACAGACUAAUCACACAUUUUUUGCAUCAAUGGGUCAAAAACCUGUUUAGUGAAGUUAUUCAGACCUAAAUGUGUUAGUUAAUAUCUGCUCUUAACUGCAAACUGCAGGUCCCAGAAUCACCAACAAAGAGCAGAGACACAUUUCUGUAAACCACCAAUAUCUCUGUGGGGAGUUUAAACAGCAGACAAAGCCUUGGACACUGAAAUACUUCAGUCUAAAAUGUUGUAAUAUCACCUUCGUUUUCCCAACAGAGUAACCAUGCGUGUCAGGGACUUAAUAUUUCUGACUGGAACCGUGUACGCCUUCACUACGGUAAGUAUACUGCUUGGUUAAGAGUGCUGAAAAGCCCUUUUUUGACUGUUAUUCUAACAAAGUCAUCACUGUUCUGAUCUAAAUAGACUGCUUUAGAAAUACAUACAACUUCUCAUAAACUUACUGUUAUAAAAAUGGACUUAUUCUGAUUUCUUUCUUUUAUUGUUUUUGCAGGUUCUGGCUGUAGGUGAGUGUUGGCUAUGUUAGAUAUGUAUUUCUCUUGUAUUAAAUCUAAACAUUAUUGAAAAGAUAUUCAGCACCACAGCCUACUUAAACAGCAAAUUUUAAAAAAUACCAUACGUUAUAUCUCUUUCGAUCUAAUCCUUUAGCAUUGCUUUAAGCAGGUCUUGAACUUUUUCAAUCUUAAGAAAAGGUUUCUGAUAUUUUUGUGAAUUAUAUUACACACUUAACCAUUUUUCUGCGUGUACAAACACUUGUAAAUUAGUAUUUUUGCCCCUGAAAUUCUUUGUAAACAUUAUCGCAGAUAUCUACAUUGCUGAGUUGAUGGUGGAGAGUAACAUCACGCUGGAGGCCGAUACCGUGUUGUCGGCUCUGAAUAAAACCAGUGACCUUCAAGUGACCGACAACAACGGAGACCACACAGUCACGCUGAUGUACAACGAGCUGGUAGCAGGUUUGGUUACUUCUACUUUGGUUAUCACUCUGCAUUCUAGAAGCCUCCUUCGCUGCUGCAAUCCAAAAAAGUUGUGUUUCUUUGAAAAAAAAUUACAAAAAUGCCCCUUAUUGCGGAUUCACUGUCCGGUGACAUCACUAUUUGGGCAAAUCUCGACUUGGUCUCGUUGAAUUCUCGUGUGACUUUUUGAACGAGCAAUUCAGCGCCUCCUGAAGUUCCAUUUGGGGAUUACUCCAAUGCACAUUAACUUUAUAAUCUGAAUAUUUGCUCAGACCUCUGAAAAUACCCCAAAUCACCUUACAUCUGACUUCUGACUUGAACAGUGUUUGGUUCACCUGCGUCCAGUCUUCAAUAAUCUCGCAAUAUACAAUCAGAAAUCAUCAAAGCCUUCAUUCAGACUCUGAGUGCUUUAGUUCCUCAACUACAGACACAGCAAAUAUAUUGAUAACUGUGCUUUGCUCUCCAGAGUGCUUAAUUUUUGGAUCUGAUACAUUCUGCAACUGCUCUGACACGUACACUUGGAGUAACGAAGUGUGCGACACUUUCAACUGUUGCCGCGACACCUCUUGCGACCACAAUGUGACUUUCACCACCCCGCUGUGUGUGCCCAAGGCCAAAGGUAACGUUCCUGACAUUUAACCUUUUUUAUAGCUUUCAGUUUUGAUAAUUAAAAAGUUGCUUAUAUAACAAAAAGCUUGUUGAAAUUCAGUUAAAAUGAAUAAUGUUUGUAUUCCACACAGUUGUGAUCAAUGGAUCUGUUAUACUGAGUGCAUCUACCUGGGAUCCGUCAAAAACUACAAAGGUACAUAAUGCUUUUCUAACAAGUAUAGACAGAAGAGCCUGACUCAGAUCUUUACAAAAACAUAUUUAUCACAGAGUUUCACUGAGCUGAGGAAAUCUGUUUUGUUCCUUUCCUCAGCUCCAAACUGAAUUUGAAGCACUGAAUGCCUUUGAGUACCUGAAUGUAACCGGUCAGAGGUAAAAUUAUUUGAUUGCUCAGGUCUGAGGCGGUCAAUUUACUUUACAAACCACUAACUAAUGAUACAUGUUAAAAUUGUGCUUACAAUGAGAUAUUUGUAAGAAAAGACUUUCAAAGGCAGAGCAUAGUGGACGGAGGGACCUAGGGCCUGUUCUACGAAGCAGGAUUACUGCUUAGCGAGGUAACUUCGAGGGUAAGUUCGGGGUUUCCUGUUCUACGACGCGGGUUCACUUCUGAGCGAGGUGAGUCUCCAUAGCAACGUACGCUGAACGGCUAACCUGCUGCGAUGCAGGUUAGGUUCCAUAUUGAACUCACUGAGUAUAAAAACCCCGCCCACUGACCAAUGAGCUCUCUCGAAAAAUGGCUUGUCCGUUCUUGGAGGAUCCCACAGACCUCGGUGCUCACAUUGUCCAAGAAGCACUCCGGCGUGCGAGAGUUUUCAGGGACCGUACGGACCCACUUACUUUUCCGGAUGAGAAAUAUGCUCAUAUGGCCGACAUAUCACACAAAAAAUGUAACCAUGAUAGGAAUGAAAAAUGAAUGAAUUCAUCUUGGAAAUGAAUUAGACAUGUCUGGUGCAUGUUAAAAGCGCAUGUUGAACAGUGCUAUUUCAGGGUGAUAAUGGCAUCAAAGAUUUUUUGCGCAGACCAUUUAGCGAGACCGCUGGCUACCGCUGGUCAGUCGUAGCUCCAAGGCUACCUCGCUAGGUUGAACCUGCUUUGUAGAAUAGGCCCCUAGAUGAAGGACUCUGGGUCCACAGGGACUGUUUUUGUUGUUUUUUUGUGAACCAGAAGUCGGGUUUUGAAUUUAAUGUGAGAAGCAGCUGGAUGCCGGUGGAGAGCAGAGUGUUGGUUCAAGACUAAACACACUGCUGUGUUCUGGAUCAUCUGCAAAGUUGCAAAUUUGCAUUCAUAGGGAGUCUGCCAGUAAGGAAAUGCAGUUGUCAGUACAUGAGAUAAAGAGAGCCUGUGGUUGCUGUGUUGUAUGUUCUGUUAGGGAGGAUCUGAUCCUCCUGAGGGCAAAUGGGCACCACCAAGCAACUGAGGCCACAUGAACCAUAGUUGUUUGCUGGUCAUCAUUUAUGACCCAGGCACCAGACCACAGUUAUGCAAUCCUGCUUUGCUCAGUUAAGACAGUAAAUUAAAUCAGGUCUUUCCUCGAACCCACAGAUUAAGGAGGUCUCAUCCAUGCAUUUAGGGUUAGGGGUCUCUUAAAACAGAAAGAAACUUCAAUGUUGUCAAAAUAAUCCUCUAACAACCCUUUCUUUAAACCCUGCAGGUUAAGCGACAGCGUGGCUGACUUUGAGGUGGUCGUAAAUGUCAAAUUUCUCACUUCUAAACUUCAAACAAUUGUGACUUCUCUAGAAAACCAACUUGGUGCUGUGCUUUUGGUUGACACAGAAGGUCAGUGAGAAGUGUUGGGAUUUAUUAUCAUGUAUUUGAAUCACUAAAUGACACUGUGUAGAAACAGGAAUAUUCAAUGUUAAGCAGUCAGGGUAUGAGCUAUGAUUAUUGAACUGAUGAUGGGGAUGUCUCAGGAUUUGAGGAAAUAAACCUGUCACCAGCUUUAGAUCCAGACUUUGCUCUUUUCCAAAAUCAAUAUCUUCUUUAGGGGGAUUUUGCCUUGAGGGGUCCAGAUAGAUGGUCAAAGUUGGUCAAGAUGUUUGUGGAGAGGGGAGGGGAAUUCUAUAAAAUGAAGGAUCUGAUAGGACUGUAUCGCCUGCAGAACUGCUGAUCUGAUCUGGUGCUGCUACUCCAAGUCUUUGUUGGAUUAAUUUGUUGCUCAUAUUUCCUUUUUGUAUGUAGGAAUCGUAACUAUAGAUGCCCCAGAGGCUCCAGUGUGUUAUGAGUCCACUGCAGUUCUGAAAUGCACACUCGAGGAGGAGACCGAUAAUUCAGGCUGGAACAUGAGCAGAGAGCAUGAGCGCUUUGGGCUCAACAACGGUGAUGUGGUGAAACUAGAUUCCAGCUGUUGGACAGACGACCUGAAGUCUUGUGUUACAGUUACACUCAAGGAAGUGACAGGCAUCUGGGCAGGUAAGUGGUUAGAUUGAAGGUGUGGUGGGCAGGAUCUGAGGAAGUGCUUGUUUUGGGGAGAAAUCUUGAAUGUAAACACUACCCCUCCCAACCAGUUUUCCCCUCAACUCCUCCUCUCCCCUCCCUCUCUGCUCCAGGAAGUCCCGCCAACAAACAGAUGCUCCCAAACCAGACACUUGGCUUACUUUGUUCAAGCGGUUUACCUGUCCAGCAGAAACGUUACAGGGUCCGUAAGAUCCCGAGGCAUCCCCCAUCAUUUUAUGUUGACCCAACUUUUUAGCUCUUGUCCGGUGUUCUUCUGUUUUAAGCGCCCGUUAUUCCGCCAGAGUCUCCGGUAUAUACUUCCUUUUCUUGCUUGUGUCGGCAGUCGUGGCCAAAGGAGGAUUCAGACAAUUUUCCAUACUUUCGGGUUGGUUCUACUGUCCAAUAUUGUAUCUCGCUAACUUUGUUUGGGCUCAUGAAUGACACGGGGGGAACAGCGUCUGCCUCACAACCAAUCAGCACUAAGAAGCAGCAUUUGCCUCACAACCAGUCAGGUUGGGGGGAGGCGGAGAAUGGCUUUGUUUACAGUCAGAAAGAGCGGACCGCUCUAAAAUUUUUAAAUGUCGAUUACACAGAUAUAACAAAACACAGCAAUAUCGUUUUAUUCCCAAAUGUCAUCAAUAACUAAUAGCUAUUGACUGAUAUUAGAAGCUGUUUUGCAUAUAUACCACAAAAAAAGAUGCUUCUUUAACGGAAUCCUACCUAACCCACCAUUAAGAGGUUUCUCAAUGAAAUAAUGCAUUGAUGGAAACGUUGGUGUGUAAGAUGCAUGUAAGCAGCAUCCUCUAAAUCAUUGCAACUACCAGUUUAGCACGUAGAGAGAGGCCUUUUAUUUUGUCUCAGUAUAUUAAGGUGACCAGACGUCCACAAAUUCUGGGGACAGUCCCCGUAUUGGAUGCCCUGUUCCCGGCUAAAGCUGUCCCCAGAAUGAGGACAAAAAUGUUGCGUAUAGACUGGAACAAUGGCUAUCACAGUAGCCGGGUAGGUAGGAAGCACAGGUAAGCAUGCUGCGCACAGUUUUUACAGGGAAACCUCUCAGAUACCCUCAGGAAGUGAGCAGCUGUUCACUUGGCUCUUUUUCUAAACUCAGUAACCUGUGAGAGAUCUGCUCUCUGCAGGUACAUACGAGUGUGGAUUCACCACUGGGUCAGUCAGACACACAGCCAGGAGCCAACUUCAUGUGGCGCUACUUCCUGAUGACAUCAUUCUUAAGAUCAAUCCUCUGUCUGUGGACUGUUCGAAAGAGAAGAGCUCUGAAACCGUUCAAAUCACUGCUAUGAUUUUAAAGAGCAAAGAGCUCUUUGAAGUUCGUUGCGCCUACCGGGACAAAACCAAAUGUGACUUUCAGUCUAAGACAGGUGAGACAAAUCACGGCUCAUGUAACUGCUUCCUUUUAUGCUUUCUGUUUGCUGUAUGAACACAGUGUAAAUAGAUGGAUGUGAUGUCAUGCAAAAGGACUUUGAGCUGUCAUAAGACAACAGAAAGUGCUUAUAGUAUACAAAUGGUUCCAAAAAUUUGAGAAUAUCAUGAAAAACUUUACAUUAUCACAGACGCAUGUUUUCAAACUUGUGUUUUUUAAACUUUGGACUUUGGCUGACAGCAUCUCAAAACUUCAGAAUAUUGUGGAACAGUCCCGGUUCUUGUCAGGGAUUUCAGUCCUGAAAAGAGCAAAUUCGAGGACCACCUCUGAGGGUAACCCACAGAAGGUCGUUGCAGGAAACUGUGGUAAGAAAAGGUGACCAAGCAACAGAUGAGCGCAGCUUUGAGAGGACUGUCAAACAAAGCAGAUUCAAGAACUUAGGGGGGCUUGACAAGGACUGGACCGUGGCUAGAGUCAGAGCAUCAACUGAUAGAAGGCUGGUCCAGGAAAUGGACCACAAGUGUCAUGUAAAGCUAAUCCUGAACCAGAGACAGGGACAUAGAAGUCUCACCUGGACUAAGAAGAAAAAGAACUAGACUAUUGUUCAGCGGUUCAAAGUCCUGUUUUCAGAUGAGAGUCAACUUUGCAUCUCAUUUGGAAAUCAAGGUCAAACAUAACCUUGUCUAACACCGAGUUAGACACCCCGUCGAGAGAUGAAUGUUGCCAACUGCUUGCUUCUCUCGUUAUACCAACUUUGGUAACGACCACACAACAGCAAUACAGAGAGCCACGCGCUCAACCAAAACUCCACUCUAUAGCCACAAAUAAUGCUCAGAACAGCACCUAACUUCAUCAACAGUGCAUAUAGGGUCCCAGACAUAGUACUAGACACAAAACAUCUUUUUAACUUUGCCUAGACCGAGACGCCAAGGCAGAAGAACUACCGGGUCUGCAGUGCAAAAUGCAGACCGCUGAAGUCAAUAGAGUCGCCCGGAGGUCUCUGUACAAACAAGCAGCUGCUGAAGGGGAGUAGGUGAGUUGAGUUUAGUCUCUUUGCAAAAGAAAUCAGGCAAAGCUAAAAAGAUGUUUGGUGUCUAGUACUAUGUCUGUGACCCUAUAUGUCCUGUUGAUGAAGUUAGGUGCUGUUCUGUGCACUAUUUGUGGCUAUAGAGUGGCGUUUUGGUUGAGCAUGUGUCUCUCUGUAUUGCUGUCUGCUGUCAUUACUAAAGUUGGUAUAACUAGAGAAGCAAGCAGUCAGCAACAUUCAUCUCCCGACGGGGUGUCUAACUCAGCGUUACAGUGUGUUUGACCCUAGCUUAAUUUUACACCUGAAUAUCCCUUUAAGCCUACCAGGAGAUUUUGGAGACCUUCAUGCUUCAUCUGCUGGGAAGCUUUAUGAAGAUACAGGUUUGAUUAUCUAGCAGGACCUGGAUCCUGCCCACAACGCCAAAACUAUGAGAAACUGAACCCUAUUGGGGAUCUCUGGGCUAUGUGAAGAGGAAGAUAAGAGACACGGGUUACUGGAAGAAAGGAACUUUUUCAUGAUAAUCUGAUUUUUGCAGAUUCACCAGAGCAACAACAAAUAAUACAAACUCAGGGCUACUGUUCAGGAGACAAGUACCUGACCAAGAAGUACGUAGGGACCAGUUUUCCUUGAAUUUGAAAACAUUAACCUCUCUCUUUUUACAGAGGAUAAAGAUCACCAGCUUUAUACUUUCGAAAUUUCUGUCAGUUGCACGAAAACCACCACACCCCAUUUUGCUACUGUCACUUUUAAAAACACAAAGGACCAAGAAAAAACUGCCAAGGUGGACAUCCCAGUGAUUUACGGUAACUGUUCCGAAUCAUUACUUUGUCAAAUUGUUAACACAUCCUAUAACUGUUGAAUCAACUAAACUCUGUUUCUUGUCAGAUGGUACCACAUAUUGCCUUGAGGAUGUGCUUGAUGGCGAGUACUGGCCGAAAACCCCGACUGAUGACACGGUCAUUAACCGAACAUGUCUGGAGGGCCGAACUGGCUAUAAGUCACGCACAUGUAAAGGCACAACCUGGGAGCCAGUGUUCUCCUACUGCAUCAACGCCGAGUUAGACAAGAACUUGAACGCUGCAGAGGUGAGUCAGGCAUGACUACAGAAAUAAGCCUCAAAUAUGGAAGACUAAAGAAGCUGUAUUUGUCUAUAACUUCAUUGUGGUUUCCUCGUUUCUUUCCAGAAUUUCCUAAAGGGACUCGGGGCGACGAGGGAGGGGGCCAAGAAUAUAUUCGAACACCUUAAAAACAACUCCUUUCCGUCUAACUCAAACUUAGAUUACACCACGGCUGAUGUCAGCGCCUCCAUCAACAUUCUAGAAACAAUGGCCAAAGCAUCAGAAAACAUCGUCCUGCAUGAGGAGGUCUUAGAUGUAAGCAUCCGUCAUCUAUUUGUUCAGUCUCAGAUGUGUUGGUCCUUGGUCUGAGAAUUGGAAGGUGCGGGAUAGACUAUAGGGGUGGAGCAGGUCAGUGAGGUAGAAUGGGGCCUGAUUAUGGGGGAUUUUUAAAUGAAUGGGUUGGUGAACAGGGAGCCACUGGAGGUUUUGGAGGACUGGAACGAUGUGGUCACAUGAACAGAUGUGGGUGAGGAGGCGAACGGCAGAGUUUUGGAUGUACUGGGCAAUAUCUCUGAGGUAGAAGAAUGCAGUCCAGGUAAUGUGAUUAACAUGCUGUUGGGAUGUGAAGAUGGUGUCAAGGAUUACUCCAAGGUUGGGUGGGUGGGGUUAUCAAAAUUGAGGCAGAGGUUCUGGAGAUUUACUGGAGUUCAGUUAAAGGAAGUUGGUUUAUAUCCAUGAUUUAUUUUAAUAAGGCAGGUGGAGAGUGUAGACCAGGUGGUUGGAGAUGUAGAUCUGGAUGUCGUCAGAGUAACUAGAAAACUCUUUUGAUUUACUUAAACUAAAGCCCUUGACCUCCAUCUUUUUUCCCCUCUAUUUCAGGAUUUUAUGUCCUCAGCGAGCAGCAUGUUGGACAUAACAUGGAGUGGGGUCAAUGAAUCGGUUUCUUACACGAUGUCAGCAGAUUACCUUCUGUCUGUGGAGUCUCUGGUGAAGCACAUUAAAAUCAACACGAGUACUGGAUUCAGUACUCAAAAUUUAGACCUCAAAUUCUGCAAAAACAGUGACUGUAAUGUGUCCGUUUCCGACAUCAAUGUCAAUCUGAAAAACAACAAUGGACUACUGAAGACUUUAGCAGUGAAAAAUCUCAUGGACAGACUGAGAAACAACUUUGAUAAUACCGAGCGAACCGGCCUCAUACUGUCAGCCACACUUGUAAACAGCAACGAAUCUGUCGAAAUUGGACUGAACUUUCCGAGACAGCUGCAGAAUCUGAGUAAAGGUAUCUGCGUCUUCUGGGACACGACAGGAAAUGUAUGGUCUAAAGCAGGGUGCAAGGCUAAAACGACUAAAGAUAACCGGAUACUCUGUGUAUGCACUCACUUGACUGCCUUCUCAGUCCUCAUGGCAAAGGGUGAUGUAUCUAAUGAAGUCCUAGAUAUCAUUACCAAUGUAGGCCUGGGUGUGUCCAUCUCCUCUUUAAUCAUCUUCCUCGUCAUUGAGUCUGUAGUGUGGUCCGCUGUAGUCAAGACCAACCUUUCCCUGUACCGUCACACAGCCUUGGUAAACAUUGCUGUGUUCCUCUUACUUGCCGACUGCUGCUUUGUAGCCUCCGCCUCUCCGAAGGAUCUCAGCGAAACCAUGUGCCUCGCUUUGACUGUAUGCAAACACCUGUUUUUCUUAGCCAUGUUCAGCUGGAUGUUGUGCAUGAGCGUCAUGCUUGUCCACCGGCUCAUCUUUGUCUUCAGCCCACUGAGGAAAAGAGUGUUCAUGUUCCUCUCCAGCAUUGUCGGGUACAUUUGUCCAAUACUCAUAGUCGGCUCCAGCUACGUCUAUUGCAAAUACACCGGCACGGACUACGUCAAAUUAGACACUUGCUGGCUAGUUUAUGAUGGGAUCUUGGAGGGCUCCAUAUAUGCUUUCGUUAUCCCUGUGGGUACUGUGAUUUUGACAAACAUCUUUUCCAUGGUGGUUGUCAUCGUCACUCUGGUGAAGUCCUCGGCCUCUGAGGGCAGUAAGACCGACGACAAAGAGACUAUCAAGAGUAUCCUCAAAGUAGUGGUUUUUCUAACGCCCGUAUUUGGAGUUACAUGGGUUAUCGGCUUUUCAAUGUUCAUAUUGGACGAUGAUGACCCAUUGUUUGAGGUUGCCAACUACAGCUUCACCAUCCUCAAUUCCUUUCAGGUACUUUGAAUAUAACCCUUUAUGUAAAUCCACUUUGACACAAUCAGUUUAUGACUGCGCCACCAUCAUGGGCCACUCACAUCUUAACCCCACAUGGUGUAACGUGGAGUGAAAGGGAAGUUUAGCCACAGAUGCUGUUAGCUUAACUCCGGUGUAAAAUUAAGUUGCAAGGCAGGAGGGGAAGUCCAGGGAUUUCCACACUGUACAUUUAUACACACCUUCGGACCAUACAAGCCAGGUCUCACGGCAUAAACUGUAACUCUCAACAAAACUAUAAACAGAGAACAAAGAUGUUUGUGGCUUGCAGCCUUCACCAGCGUCCACAUUACUUAAGUCAAGGGAAAAAGAGUAGGGGAGUAGCAAGGGUGAUACCAAGUGACAAAACAAUGGAGGUGCCGCUGUGUGGCUAUACUCUGGCUGUUACAAUGGUAAUGAACCUGGAAGAAAAAAUUUAAUAUCUAAUACAAAGGCUCAGUUACAUCAUUGUGGCCAUUUUUUACUACAAGCAAAUGUUCAAUUAAAACAUUCUAUGUAUUUAAUUUUAAUGGUGCUUUUUUCUUCCUUAUAGACACGAAUUCCAGCGAAAGAGCACGAUAAAGAAAAAAAGAAAAAGACAGGGAAUGAAGAUCUUAAAAUAUAGAAUAAUAAUAAUUAUAUCUGAAACAUACCUCUGCGACUCAAGCCGCACUGAACAGAUGAAUCCUUAAAAAAAUAUAUUACUUAUAGUGUUCAUGCAUGUAAAAGGGCAGCUAGUCCAGCUUCUUACUCUUAGAUACAAGUAAGAACAGAUACUGAUGCCAACUUUGACCUUUGCACCUCUACUUUAGUACACUGCAGUGAUAUCUCCUCAAAACUUUUACUGAUAUAUUGUCUUCAUUAACUUGAUUAAGGGCCACCCCAGAUAUAGAGACGACCAAGAUAGUUUUCUGUUUAUAUAACAAUAAAAUACGGUUAAAUCUCCCUGGUGGGUUCAAAUUCUUAAUAAUCUACAAGCAGUAAAUGUUGAAAUAUUAAAUAUAUUAGGUAAGUCCACUAAAACAUAUUUAGUGAUAUAUUUUCUUAACUUUGACGAUCAAAAUGCAAAAUGUCCUUUUUGUCUUACUCCAAAACAAGAGAGAGUAGACAACUUUUGGGGUUUGCAACAAUAUCCUGCACUAAAAGGAUUGUUUUUCAGACCCUCUACCAAAUAAUGUCUAUAGAUUAGUAAAUGAACACUUUUUUUUUUGAAUGGUAAAUAAAUACGCUUCACUGAAAUUAACUGGUUAAAAAAUGUCUCUUUUUUUCGCAGGGCUUUUUCCUUUUGGUUACAGGGUGUUUUGCAGAGCAGAAGGUACGUUUGACACCUAAACUGAUACAUAUGACUGAAAAUAACCUACAGUUCUUUGAUCAACAGUGAAAUGUUCAAAACUGAUGAUAAACUUAUUAAUUUCCUCUCUGUUAAUGACAUUUAAAGCUGUUUAAUCCAGCAAGUUUCUGUUUCUAUUGUUUCGAAAAGGUUCGAGAGGAACUGAUAAAGAUCAUAAUGGUGAGUUUACCUGAAACGUUGGAGCAGAAUUUCUCCUUAAUUUGACUGAAACAUGCGCCGUGACCCUGUUUGCUUUGAUUUUCAGAAAAAGUCGAAGGGAAAAAGUGAAAGCAUGAAGAACUUUACUACAGCCACAUACGGAAACUGAGGUCAGUCCGAGUCCACGUCUGUCUGUUGACACUGAGAGAACAAAACCUGAAUCUGAAUCCAAACCGGAAAUUUUGGAGUUAAUGUCCGGUUUGAUUCAAGAUGAUUGAUGUCACUGUAGUCUCCAAAAUAUCAGUUAGGUUAGCUGUUAGCUGUUAUAAACUUCCAGACAGGAGACAUCUGUCAGUCUGCAGGUCACUUUAUUUGCAACUUUGCAUCCACACACACCUAUACUUCCUCUGUGUCUGCCCCUUAUAUGUUCCCUACUCAACAAGUACACAUCUGCUCUCGCUACACUUUCCUCAUGUUAUUGUCUGGUUUUCCAAAACCUCAAAUUAGCAAUCACAGGUGUAAAUCAGAGCAGUAUCAAAUUUUAAGCCGUGUGAUUGGAUCCUAGCCUGAAUCAGUUUUCCUGGAUAGUGUGUCAGAGUCAAAUAUGCUUAAAGAUAACUGCACAGGAGCGUUGCUUCAUAAUAUCAGUGAACAACUGAGAGGCAGCUUUGUUAAAUCUGCUGUUUUAAAUAAACUGGAUCAUAUAUUUUUAUUAAAGCAAGAAUUAAUCACUAAAGUGGAGAGGAGGUGGUUCUUCGUUCUGCUGCUCUCUAUGACUGUAUCUGUGUUGGGGUCUAUAAGUCGCCCCGUUCGUUGUCACCUUGCUGCACAAAGUGUUGUGAUUUCUUGCGGCCCUGAUGACAGUGCAAACUUAUGUACUGAAAGCAAACAUGAGCAAAAACUAACACCCUAAGUCUUGGGAUCAAAUAUGUCUUUAAGGUUAAUCUUGAUAAAACUGCCUGAGUUAAAGUCUGAACUAGCUUUGUUUUGGCAGCCUAUUUUAAUUUUAGUUUUAGUGUAGUCUUUGUGUCAAACUGUCAUUUCAGUUUUUAUUAGUCUAAGUCACAUUUAAACUCAUUUUUGUUUAGUCAAAUUUUAGUCAACUAAAACUCUGAGCAUUUUAGUCUAGUUUUAGUCAGAAAAACCCAUGACUACUUUAGUCUAGUUUUAGUUGGAAUAACCCAUGACUAUUUUAGUCUAGUUUUAGUCCAUAAUGUUCAUCCUAUUUAGUAUUUUAAAUCUGUUUAACCCAAUUAAUAUAGUGUGAUACCUAGUAUAGUAUCAAACAGAUUUAACCAAAUUUUCUUUUCAUCAAACCCAUUUCACAAAUCAAUCAUGGUUCUUAUUAUUAUAUUAUUGUUACCUUAUAGACUCAAGAACACAUUCAUUCCACACAUGGAAUAUACUCUGAGCAGACUGCUCACACACAAGCUAGACACACACACGCGCACUACACACACGCUGAGCUAGACACACGCUACACACACACACAAGACACCAGGCUACACACAUGCACGCGCACACACACGAUAGGCGAGGGACAGGCUACAUGCACACUCACGCGCGCCGUAGACACACACACACAACACACACACUCGGAUGAAUGGUGUAAGAUAUAGGUGAAGUUACAUCAGUGUCUUAACUAACCUCGAAUUCAGCAUGGAAGAUCUUGUCUUUUUAGAUUCGCGGUGUUUUUCCCGGCCAUUUUGCAUCUCUCCCUUUUUCUUUUCCACGACACAUUCCGUUUUGUUUUCCACUUGUUUGUAACUCAAAUGUGUCCAGAUAUCGUUUCUUAUUGACAACCCGGCCGUGACUCCAACUCACCCAAAAACGUCUUUGCCCACCGCAUCUAAAAAGACCGCGAAUUUUAGGGGAUUGAGGAAGUGACGUCACAGCCGAGGAAACAGAAAACGAGUACAACGCGACUGAACAAUUUCGUUUCGUCGUCGGCAUUAUUGCGUCAUAUAUUUUGUUAUAGUUGUCGUCACAAGACCACCGUUUACGUUUCAUCUCGUUUUCGUCACGUAAUAAAGGCUCAUUGAAGACGAUAUUUCGUCAUAACGUUCGUUCGUUGACGAAAGCAACACUAGUCUGAACCAGACUCCAGUUUAGUUACAGAUGUAAUUAAAUAAUCAUGCAAGUCUGAAAUCCUUAAUGAAGAAUCUUUAUUAUCAGAGCAGGAGGUUAUUUUAAAAAACAGGAUUUUUUUUAAUGUGCAGUGUGCAGAUUACAAUAUGAAUAUUGUAAAUAUAGAGCGUGUCAUCUUAUCAUGGCCAAAGAAAAAAACAUGGAAAAAAAGACAAUAUAAGCAGGAAUUGUUGGUGAAAUAACACUUUUGUGUUUUUCCAGAUUUGGGGACAGAAACAUCAGCUCAGUUUUUUGUUUUGUGUCAGAGGAUCACAAAGAUGAAGAUGACAAACUACAGUUGGUAAACUACUGAAGAGAGAUUAUCAGAGUGACCUGACCACCGCACACAUGAAUGACUCAUCAAAUAUCGUUUCAGGAGGUUAAAAUGUAAAUUUGGUUGGUGCACACCUUUAAAUGCAUCCUCUUUUCUUCUUUUAGGGAGCAGACGCAUAUUUUUUAAGUAAAUACCAACAUAGUAAAACACAAUAAUAAGCUGUUACUGUAUCAUACUGACUCUAACUGCAUGAUUUAUGACUCCUGUCUGUAUACUUAUACUUUUCUGUCUUUUUUAUUAGUUUGGCUUUGUUUGAUGCUGUUGUAUAAAGGAACGAAACAAGAACCUGUACUUUGUGUGUAACUGCAUCAGUGCAAUACUCUGGAUGAUAUCUAAUGAAAUAAAAUAGAAGAACAUGAUGGCGUGACACA
This is a messenger RNA of Xyrichtys novacula (pearly razorfish), 15501 nucleotides long. Lineage: Eukaryota; Metazoa; Chordata; Actinopteri; Labriformes; Labridae. The record is from the annotation of a GenBank genome assembly.